Molecule: messenger RNA, 1134 nt
Organism: Phytophthora infestans T30-4
Lineage: Eukaryota; Oomycota; Peronosporomycetes; Peronosporales; Peronosporaceae
Product: myosin-like protein
Exons: 2
Coding region: 64-1134 (356 amino acids)
Molecular function (GO): protein binding
Source: RefSeq, a predicted model, not a curated record
CGAGAAGAAACCCUCGAGGCUGGGGGUCGGUGAGGACUCCUAUACCGAGAGAAUCAAUCGCCAAUGGCGAUGGUCGACCUGCGAAACUCGAGUUUCAUGCUGGACGUGGAGCCGCCACUGACGAAAACCAAGGCGACUGAGUCCCCAGAGGGCACAGCGGUCAGCUCGGAUGAGGAGGAGAGCAACAACCACAGCCACGCUAGCAGUACUGGUCGGCCUCCAUUGCCCACAGGCAAGACAACCGCAGACGAGGUUUUCCUCAGGAACAUGUUGGGUCUGCUGAACAAACGUGGCUACAACGUGCGGGACUCAGCGCUAGAGACGUCCAUUACCUCAUCUUCGGCCAGCUUCACGCGUUCCAGCAGCAUUACUAGCACAGGCUCCACUAUCUCGUCCGUGCUACUGGCUCUACGUGAGCCGAACCAUGGCCAGACACCAUUUCACAUCGCCGUACGCAAGGGCGAUGUACAGAUACUAGACGCGCUCCUCGAACACGAGAGCAUCGACGAGCUACUAGACGCUCCUGAUUUAAACGGCAAUACAGCGCUGCACUUCGCCGCAGGCAACUGGAGGCAUCCCAUGUGUCUCACUAUCACCGAGAGGCUACUGGAAGCGGGCGCCAAUAUCAAUGUGCAGAACAAGCGCGGCCUCACGCCAAUAGCCGUGCACAUACUCACACUCAAGAUCGACAACCCGACGCUCAUCGUGAAACUGCUAGAGGCCGGAGCCGACCCGAACACAGAGGCAGAUGGAGUUGCUCUGUUGCACAUCGCAGCGCGUCGCGACUUACCCGUGAUUUCCGGAGUGUUGGUCGCUUUUGGCGCUUCCAUGUUGCAACUGAACACGGACGGCCUCAUGUGCUACGAAGUGGCGCCCAACCGCGUCAAACAGUUCAUGAUACGCAGCAUCAACAAGGUGCCAGCCUACCUACCAAUGACACAACGCAGCACUUGCAUGCGAUGCAAGUCCCCGGCACUAAUUAACUCCAAAAAGGCGUUCGGCAACAUGAUGAAGAGGGUACUGGGCAUGCACAUGCGCGCCCACCAGUGCAACUGCUAUCACUGCGGCAUGCUCUUUUGCUCGCAGUGCUUAAAACCGUCAGCCGCUGUCAAUCAAAACUUGCCGAUCAUGUGA